Messenger RNA from Penicillium mononematosum, 1419 nucleotides. Its product is annotated as trehalose-6-phosphate synthase. The record is from RefSeq and is a predicted model, not a curated record. Gene Ontology annotation, molecular function: catalytic activity. Gene Ontology annotation, biological process: trehalose biosynthetic process; cellular response to heat. Gene Ontology annotation, cellular component: cytosol; alpha,alpha-trehalose-phosphate synthase complex (UDP-forming). The transcript has 5 exons. Bases 1 to 1419 code for a protein of 472 amino acids. Lineage: Eukaryota; Fungi; Ascomycota; Eurotiomycetes; Eurotiales; Aspergillaceae.
AUGGCGACCCAUGCCCAACCCCAGAAGCUCAUAAUUGCCUCAAACCGCCUUCCACUUUCCGUCAAGCGCAAGGACGGCACCUACGAGGCGAUUCCAUCCAGCGGAGGCUUGGUGACCGCCUUGAAGGGCCUGAAAUAUUCCGACUACCUGUGGCUAGGCUGGCCCGGGGUCGACAUCGAUGAACGGGAUAGAGAAAGUGUUGAUAAAGCCCUAGCCAAAGAGAAUGCGGCCGCAGUAUACCUAGAUGAGAAUUUGGCCCAGAGCCAUUACAAUGGAUUCUCCAAUGGUGUUCUAUGGCCCACGCUACAUUACCAAUCGGACGUUUCGUUUGACAAUGAGACGUGGGAAGCGUACCAACGCGUCAACAACAUCUUCGCUGAUCGAAUCAGUGAAGAGGCGGUGGAUGGUGACCUAAUAUGGGUGCACGAUUACCACCUACUCUUGCUACCGGGGUUACUACGUGAGCGCCUUCAUGCGCAAAACAAAAGGUGUCCUAUAGGAUACUUCCUCCACACCCCCUUCCCAGCUGAUGAUUUCUGGAGAGGCCUUCCUUUUCAGAAACAGAUGCUUGAUGGUGUCCUUGGUAGCGACCUUGUUGGCUUCCAUACCGAUGAGUAUAAGGCGAACUUCGCUAACGCUUGCGGAACUCAUCUUAGUGCGGAAGUUGAAGGCGGGAAAAUCCACUACAAUGGUCGUAUUAUUAGCAUUGAUAAAUACGUCGUGGGGAUUGAAUGCCAGAGGUUCGCUAAUACAAUCGAUCAUCCCGAGGUCCAGGCCAGAAUCCAAGAGCUUGAGACUCAACACAAGGGCAAAACGAUCAUUAUUGGCGUGGACCGCAUGGACUAUACGAAGGGGUUGCCUGAAAAGUUGGAGGGCUUCCGGGUCUUCCUCGAACAACACCCCAAAUGGAGGGAAAAGGUUGUGUUAAUCCAGAUCGCCAUUCCGAGUCGGGAAGAUGUCAAGAAGUAUCAGGAUCUAGAGGGAGAAGUGAGCAAGCUGGUGGGCCAAAUUACCGGCAAAUAUGCUACUCCCAGUUGGACACCAUUGCUCUACAUCCACCGCUCAGUUUCUUUUGCGGAGCUUACCGCUCUAUACUCGGUGUCUGAUGUCUGUCUCCUCACUUCACGCCGGGAUGGGAUGAACCUUGUUGCUUCUGAGUACGUCGCUUGCCAAGAGGCCCGACACGGUGUAUUGGUGCUCUCGGAGUUUACCGGUGCAGCAACCUUCAUGCAACAGGGCAGUCUGUUGUUCAAUCCUUCUAAUGCAAAUGGCCUCUCCGAUGCACUUUACGAUGCUCUUACAAUGGAGAAGGAAGACAGGAAGACAAUGUAUGAAGAGUUGCGGAGCUUCGUCACCACCAACACCAGUUCAAAAUGGACCGAGACGUUCGUCGGGGAACUGAAGAAAUUGCAGAAAUAG